Molecule: messenger RNA, 3132 nt
Organism: Nannospalax galili (Upper Galilee mountains blind mole rat)
Lineage: Eukaryota; Metazoa; Chordata; Mammalia; Rodentia; Spalacidae
Gene: Selenot
Product: selenoprotein T
Exons: 6
Biological process (GO): cell redox homeostasis
Cellular component (GO): endoplasmic reticulum membrane
Molecular function (GO): thioredoxin-disulfide reductase (NADPH) activity
Source: RefSeq, a predicted model, not a curated record
GGCGGAGCGCGCCUGCGCGGCGGGGAGCAGCUCGGCGCUAGGUUUUGUGCCGGCCGCAGUCUCGGUCUGAAGGCGGCCGGAGCGGUUGACUCGGUGACGAUGAGGCUUCUGCUGUUUCUCCUGGUGGCGGCGGCGGCGGUGGUCCGCAGCGAGGCCUCCGCCAACCUGGGCGGCGUGCCCAGCAAGAGGUUAAAGAUGCAGUACGCCACGGGGCCGCUGCUCAAGUUCCAGAUUUGUGUAUCCUGAGGGUACAGGCGGGUGUUUGAGGAAUACAUGCGGGUUAUUAGCCAGCGGUAUCCAGACAUCCGCAUUGAAGGAGAGAAUUAUCUCCCUCAACCAAUUUAUAGACACAUAGCAUCUUUCCUGUCGGUCUUCAAACUAGUGUUAAUAGGCUUAAUAAUUGUUGGCAAGGAUCCUUUUGCUUUUUUCGGCAUGCAAGCUCCUAGCAUCUGGCAGUGGGGCCAGGAAAAUAAGGUCUAUGCAUGUAUGAUGGUUUUCUUCUUGAGCAACAUGAUUGAGAACCAGUGUAUGUCAACAGGUGCAUUUGAGAUAACUUUAAAUGAUGUACCCGUAUGGUCUAAGCUGGAAUCUGGUCAUCUUCCAUCCAUGCAACAACUCGUUCAAAUUCUUGACAAUGAAAUGAAACUCAAUGUGCAUAUGGAUUCAGUUCCGCACCAUCGAUCAUAGCCCUACCUAGCAGCACUGAGGACUUUUACACUAAGGGAUUUUGCAAGAGCAGCGGGACUGACAUUAUGAAGGCCUGUACUGAAGACAGCCAGCUGUUAGUACAGACCAGAUGCUUCUUGGCAGGCUCGUUGUACCUCUUGGAAAACCUCGGUGCAAGAUAGUUUUUCAGUGCUGGCAUCUGUUGGAAUUCUGCACAUUCGUGGAGUGCAAUAAUACUGUAUAGCUUCCCCCCAAGUUCACCAAGUUAAUAGUUUCUUCUUUUUUACAUGUCAUUAUUAUUAAUAACUUUUUUCUUAGUCUUGUUUGAGAAAAUAGAAAAUUGAGUUACAACUUGAGUUUUUUUCAAGAUGUCUGUUAAGCCUGUUGUGUUUUUAUAUGAAUUUUUAUCAGAUAGCUCUAAUUUGGCCAUGUUUAAUUUAUAUAGUUUUCAAAAUACUGCAGAUUGUGAACAGUGAAUUAUACAAGAUUAUGGGGGGGAAUCUAUUAUCCAGAGUACUCUACCAAUUUGUGUGUGUGUAUGUGUGCGUGCGUGUGUGAUUACCAGAGAACUAUUAUAAAACCAACUGCUUUUAAAAUCCAGUUGUGUAGUUGAAGUGUCUUGCCUUGACCAAUCUGAGUUGAUUAAUGGGCCUUUAUACUAAACUAAUAAAAAAAACUAAGCAGAUGUAAGUUAAAUGAAAAGGUUAUUUAUUGCUCAGUGUACCUGUUAACAUUAUUUUUAAUAACCAUCUGCCUAAUUUUUCGUUUGUGACUUUCAUUUGUGAAUCUCAUAGACGACACAGUUUAGAUUCACACACACAAUAAGCUCAUCUACUGUUUUUAGAACAGCUGAAACUCAACUCACUAAAUAAAAAUUCAGUUAAGCCUCUUUACAAAAUUUAUAUUAGGUAAUUAGAGAUUACCUGUCUAGUCAUUGAAUUCUUUUAACAUCAUAUACCAGAAUUUCAUUGUAUUUGGAAAACAAAUUGAAAAUAUUUUUUAAUGUUUUCGUAGUGCUCCUAGAGUUGUUAAGGGAAACUUGAAGUUGAUAAAGACUAAAAAUGGUUUAACAGAAGUGAGCCACAAUGUUGAAAACAGUUACACAGGGUGAUAACACUUCUGCAGACCAGCCUCAAAUUUGUUAGUGGAAAUGAAAGGGUUUAAGGAAAAUAUACCAAGAUUAGCAUUGGUUUUACCCAACACUCAAAUGUUUAAAGAACUAACCUCACUCCUGAACAUAUGUUGAAUGCAUGUCAGGCAACGGCUCUGGCUGUGACAGUCUCAAGUGGAAUCUACUGUGAUCUUCAGGUAGCAGGAAGUUAGUCUAAUGAUUCACUGAAGAAAAAUGAUUAAAUGUUAUACUUUUAAUUGGGGUUGUAGAACUGCUAGCCAGGUUCUCUGGUGAUAGACAAUGUAAUUUAAACUGAAAGUUCCUUAGACGUCAUUAUUUAUUUAUAGUGUUUUUUUCUGACUAGGUCUUAAAACCUUGUUAAUAUGAUUGCUUACUACUCCAGACUCCACAUCUUGUGAAGUUGAAUGCCUUAGGGGUUUUCAAGUAAUGGACAUUCCACUAGUGACACAGUUAGCUUUACGGCAUGUAGACAUUCAGAUUUGGGGCCACGGAUGGUCAAACUAUGUGAAGAAGCUAAGAGUCAAAUCCAGCUUUCUCCAUGUUUGCCUUAGGUUGAAUGAUUUGUCUUCUAGUUAAGAGGGUUAAGAGACUUGGACCUACUAAAACUCGGCUGUUUUGUUGGCACUCAUCUCUAUUUUGUUUUAUGCUUAGCCAUAUCUAAAUCCCGAAUUUAAUAGUCUACUAAACAAGUGAGAUGCAUGCUUAUAAAAAAUAUAUAAGGAAAAGAAGAAAGAAAACUAUUUAUAACCUUGUUAUAUUCCUAACACUUCAAAAUUUAUUAGUUGCUUAUGCGUUGGUGUAGCUGUGUAGUUAAAAAUGGCUGUAUGUCUUGAUUAGACCAUGGGCACGUCAGCAGCUGCUAAUGUUAUUUCAGCACAGUUGCCAUUGUGGAAGUUUUUUGCAUUAAUUAAAAAGAAGUUGGUAAAGCAUGGCUGUACCUCGGUGUGUAAGAUGUGCAGGCAAACACCCUCUCAGAGCAGGAGUUGCUGUGCUGGUUAUGGCACUAACAUUAGUGUGAGAGCUCAGCCUUUACGUCGGUGAGACGUAAUGGGCUCCAGUGUUGGCCUUUUCUCACUUGAAAGGUUUGUUUGGAAUUUGGAUUGGCUGGCAUAUUGUUUCAUUGUCAUAACUUAAAACAGUUCACACUUAAACAUUUUUAAACGUGGUUUGAUAUUCUAAGGCUUUUCUUUUUUAAAAAAAAAAUGAGAGACGCAAGUGAAGAAUUGUGAAGUUUGGGGACUUACGUUGUGGCAUUGUGAAAAUAAAUAAGCUGAUGUGAAAGGAGCCCUGCUCUGUGUACAGCACUUUGUAUGGUAAAUGUCCUUAGGAAAGUU